Molecule: messenger RNA, 2097 nt
Organism: Diabrotica virgifera virgifera (western corn rootworm)
Lineage: Eukaryota; Metazoa; Arthropoda; Insecta; Coleoptera; Chrysomelidae
Product: putative ankyrin repeat protein RF_0381
Exons: 2
Coding region: 324-1934 (536 amino acids)
Molecular function (GO): protein binding
Source: RefSeq, a predicted model, not a curated record
AGACCGCCUGCGCCCAAUUGCAAUCUGCCCAGUUUAUCGUUAAAUAAAGGUGAAGUGAGACUAAAUGGUGUGUAGGUGUUACGAAAGUAAAUUUAAGUACAAUUAAGGUGUGGCUUUAAUACCUAUAUUCACAAAGAAAAGGCCUCUUUCGAAGCUAGUAAACUGCAGGCAGAGGAAAUAAAUAUGUUGGUGGCAACUUUUAUUACAUUUAAAGCCACGAAUUUGGCUUUGGACUCUCAAAUUGCAUCGAUCUAUAGCUGUUUUUAAUUUCAAAAACAAAAUUGUUUCGUCAAGUCAACGCAGUGUUACACGUAUUUUUAAAUAUGUCACAGAUUGAGUUUCCACUCCAUCUAGCCUCACGAUUAGGAAACCUAGAUGCAGUCCAACAGUUGAUUGAAGGAGGAGCAGAAAUUAAUGAAGUUGAUUCUUCUGGUUUGACGGCACUACAUGUAGCUACAUUUUCCCAACACAAAAAAGUAGCCAAAUAUUUGUUGGCACACGGAGCUGAUUUGAACGCAAUCGAAACGUAUCAGCAGGAAACUCCUUUAAAUAUCUCAACUGGUAUUAAUGAUCAUGAAAUGGUUCGAUUAUUGAUAGAAGCGGGAGCAAAUAUGCAGUGUUUAGAUAUUAGUGGAAAUAUGCCAAUUCAUAUUGCGGCCAAAAAAGGAUAUCUAAAUAUUGUAGAAUGUUUUUUAGAAAAUGGGAUAAAUGUAGAUAUUCUAAAUGAAAUCAGCAAAAUGACCCCUCUUCAUAUGGCUGCCUGUGGGGGUUACAUCGAAGUAGUAGACUAUUUGCUUUUAAAUAACGCUAACGUGCAUCUUAAAGAUUGUCGAAGUCGAAGUUCAAUUCAUCAUGGUGUUUUAGGAGGGAAAGCUAAAAUUGUUAAAAUGCUUAUAGAAAAAGGAGUUGAUGUAAAUGUUGAAGACAUCAAUUGGACUCCUUUACAUUUAGCUUGUAGACACGGGAAUUUAGAAAUUGUCAAGUUACUUUUAGAAAACGGUGCAGUGUAUGAUAACCGACAGGGGAAAUCACGAAACUAUUCUCCACUCCUUGUUGCUAUUGAAAUGGGUCAUCUAGAAAUUAUAAAAUAUUUUAUUAGCAUUGGGGUAGACGUGAAUUUCAGUACAAAUAAUGAAGACUAUACUCUUCUGCAUGCAGCUUGUACUAACACGCAGGCACAAGUUCAAAUUGAAAUAGUUAAAUUGUUGAUUGAAAAUGGUGCGGACGUAAACAAGAAAACUUUAUCCAAAGGAGCUACUCCUUUGUAUUGUGCGAUAAACCGUAUGCGUCCAUAUGUUGCAGAACUCUUAAUUCUAAAUGGAGCUGAUUUAAAACAAUCCAAGUAUAAAGGCAACUCUCUUUUAUCGAUAGCUUUAAAUAAUGUGGAACGUAAUUAUGAAGAGAUAAAUAGAUUCUGUGGUAAUUGGUCAGAACAGACAGACUCUAUGGAAAUUGCAAGAGUAAUAAUCAAAUACACCGUGUUAAUUUACAAUCCCAUUAAAACAAUUAUUCAAGAUGGUUGUCCUUUCUUCAGAGCAUUCUUACAAUACUAUAAUGACUGCCAAAAAGAAAUAACAAGUAUGAAAAGCAUGAUAAUAAAGAAUACUAAUGUUUCAUUAUAUCGAAUAAUUUGUGACUCCAAUAAAGGUAAUAACGCGUUUGUUCAAUAUCUACGUAACGACAAUAUUAAAAACGAGUUACAAAAUAUUGAAGAUUACCUUAAAGAGUUUUCGAUAUAUGGUAAUAUUCUUCCUUUGGUACAACAUUGGGUUAAAAAAGGCUUUCAAAGAAUGGAAUUACUUGCACAUGCUGACGUAAUGAUGAAAAAACUUGCACCUCAGUUACCAUCAGAAAUACGAUGGAAAGUAUUAGACUACUUAAACAUGAGUGAUCUUAAAAUUAUGAUACAAUCAGAUUUUUUUAAAUACAAGUGAUUAUUUUUUAUUUGAUUCUUUAUAAAAACGUUAAGAUCUAACACGCAAAUAAACACCUUUAAAUCCAGGAUGGUUAAAAUAUAAGGAUUUAAAAAGUAUUAACUACAGUCUUCAUUGGCAUUAUAUUUUUUGUAUCAUAAAAAAAUAAAUGUAUUCUUUUAAC